AGAAAGGGGGAAAUAUGCGAAAAAUUCCAGAAUUUUGACUCACAUGUAUGUGUAUUCAUGAAAAGGGUACAAAGCUGCUUCUUCUUAUUUUCACAGUUCUUUCGUCAUUGCAACCGGUUAUUAAUGAAAACUGUUUAUACAAAAAAAUAAUCUAAACAUCAAAACACUAAAUGCGGUCAUAAAUACUUCUGUGAAUAAUUAUGAGGCGCGUCCUGGUUGUAUCAGCUGAUUAAAACAGUCGAAUACGCAUGCGUAAAAGCACUAUGAUGGAAGCGGAACUUCGUAGUUACGAAAAGUGUCUCGUACUGCUUGCCGGCGAAAAUGUGAUAGAAUUCCAUACAAUUUCAUAAGUAGACGAUCGUUCGAGCGAAUAUUACGGUCGAAGAAAUAAUUUACAAUGAACUUGUCCGCGGGGAAUCCUCACGGGAACGGUUUGCUCUAUGCUGGCUUCAAUCAGGAUCAAGGGUGUUUUGCUUGUGGUAUGGAAAAUGGCUUCAGAGUGUAUAGUUGUGAUCCUUUAAAGGAAAAAGCCCGUGACUUCAGCGAUGGAGGCUUUGGUUAUGUGGAAAUGCUAUUUAGAUGUAAUUAUGUAGCAUUAGUCGGCAGUGGAGCAAAGCCGAUGUAUCCUACAAACAAAGUUAUGAUAUGGGAUGACCUUAAGAAGACUCCAGCGAUCACUUUAGAAUUUAAUGCUCCUGUGAAGGGUGUUAAACUGAGACGAGAUAGAAUAGUAGUAAUUUUAGAAGGUGUUAUAAAAGUUUAUACUUUCACACAAAAUCCUCAACAGCUUCAUGUUUUUGAGACUAAUCCAAAUCCUAGGGGUCUAUGUGUAUUAUGUCCACAUAGCAGUAAUUCUUUACUUGCUUUUCCUGGUAGAAAAAAUGGUCACGUACGAGUGGUAGAUUUGGCUAACACAGAAAAACAACCUUUAAAUAUAGAAGCACACGAAACACCUUUGUCUUGUAUAGCUUUAAAUCUUCAAGGCACAAGAUUGGCUACUGCUUCAGAGAAGGGUACUUUAAUAAGAAUUUUUGAAACGCAAAGUGGAAAUAUGAUCAAUGAGUUGAGAAGAGGGGCUAAUCAUGCAAAUAUUUAUUGCAUAAAUUUUAAUCACGAUUCUACUUGGCUAUGUGUAGCGAGCGACCACGGAACUGUACACGUUUUUGCUGUAGAAGAUCAAAAAUUAAAUCGUCAAUCUAGUUUAGCGUCCGCUACUUUCCUGCCAAAAUAUUUUAGUUCAAGCUGGAGCUUUUGCAAAUUCCAAGUUCCAGGUGGUCCGCAGUGCAUGUGUGCGUUUGGAACUGGCAGCAAUAGUAUUAUUGUGGUAUGUGCAGACGGUAGUUACUACAAGUUUGUGUUCAAUAACAAAGGUGAAUGCACGAGAGAUAUUUAUGCACAGUUCCUUGAAUUAACUGAUGAUAAAAUGUGAUUAGAGGACACAGAAGAGGAAGACUCCUAAAUGAAAAGAAUUUUACAUACUUUGGUCACUCGAUACAAAUAACAGUAGUUCAUAUGAAAAUGGAGAGAACAGUGUUUGUUAUUUGGAAAUGUACUGUAGACGACAGAAAACCAAAUGAAACGUACUACUAUUUAUUGAUGAUCCGUGCAGUGUGUGUAAAUUAUAAAUGAAAAAUUUAAUGAAAAAAGAAAAGAGGAACUCUACGAAUAUCAGAAUAUGUUAUUGACUUGUUAUGUGGGCCUAUUGCAGGAAUGCCUAUGUAUAAAACUACAAGUUCUUAAAUGUUACAGUUGAAAGGGAAGAAGUCUGAUAUUUGAAGCUCUAUUCAACGUGUCAGUGUAACGAAUACCAUUGUUACAUUUAAUUAAGUUUAUAGCUAAAGUUGAUUCACGACAUCACAAAAAAUAUAAUCAUACGCAAGUAACACAUACAUACAUUUCAGUAAAUUUAUGAUCCGCGAUUCGAUUAUGUAUUUUCUUCAUAUUUAUUUUAUACACCUUUAAAUAUUUCUCUUAUUGUCAUCAGAAAUAUAUUACACGUCGCAACAUUUCACAUCUCUUAUUGUAAAUAAGUUUCGAACUAACAUACAAAUGUAAAGUUUGUUUGAUUACUGCGCGUAACAGUGAUUGACCAAAUGAAUUACAAGAGGUACAUAACAUAAUGGAGUUUCGUAAACUUUAUUUUUCAUGAUUUCCGUACAUUUAACAUACAGGAUACACAAAACAGAACUACAUUGAGUUGUUAAGAUUGAAAUAUUACCACAAAAUAUCAAGGUUAUAGUGUCACAAAGAAGAUGGGAUUGAAUAUAAAGUAAAAAUUAACGAGACAAAACUCUGUAUCUAUUUAUAAUAAAAUAUCGAUUACCAGUUGCAAGCUA
Megalopta genalis is the source of this 2336-nucleotide messenger RNA. Its product is annotated as WD repeat domain phosphoinositide-interacting protein 3. Gene Ontology annotation, molecular function: protein binding. Lineage: Eukaryota; Metazoa; Arthropoda; Insecta; Hymenoptera; Halictidae. The record is from RefSeq and is a predicted model, not a curated record.